Morus notabilis is the source of this 2915-nucleotide messenger RNA. RefSeq names its product centromere protein C. Bases 101 to 2611 code for a protein of 836 amino acids. The record is from RefSeq and is a predicted model, not a curated record. Gene Ontology annotation, biological process: spindle attachment to meiosis I kinetochore; attachment of mitotic spindle microtubules to kinetochore; kinetochore assembly. Lineage: Eukaryota; Viridiplantae; Streptophyta; Magnoliopsida; Rosales; Moraceae. Gene Ontology annotation, cellular component: kinetochore. The transcript is spliced from 12 exons. Gene Ontology annotation, molecular function: centromeric DNA binding.
UCAAAAAAAAAAAAAAACUCUUUCGCUCGUCCCCUCCUUUUCGAAUUCCCUCUCUCUCUCUCUGUAUCACGAUUAGGGUUUUCUGGUCUCCGAUGUGAUAAUGGUGACUGAUGAUCGGUUCUCCGAUUUCGUCGAUCCGCUCGAGAACUAUUCGGGCCUUUCCCUCUUCCCCAAAACUUUCGAAGUUAUUCACGCUUCGAAUUCCGACGACCUCGACGGCCAACUCCAAGCCAUCCACAACCACCUCAAAUCCUUGGCCUUGAGAAGUCCCGAUAAAUUAAGGGAGCAGGCCAAUAAAAUUCUAGAUGGUAAUUCUAAAAGUUUGAACACUAAAACUACGAGCGACCUGGCACCAAUGGGCAAAAAUGAAGCCCUACCUGCCUUGCCCAAGGUUAAUCCUCGAGAGCGGAGACCAGCAUUGAACCGUAAACGGGCUCGGUUUUCUUUGAAGCCUAAUUCCAGUCACCCUGCUGUGAGUUCUGAGCCAGCUUUGGACUUAAAAAAGCUGAAGAAUCCAGAGGAAUUCUUCAUGGCCUAUGAAAGACAUGAAAACGCCAAGAGGGAAAUACUGAAGCAGAUUGGUGGCAAUCUUUCAGAUUCAGAACAGCAGAAUACAUCUCUAAUUGAGCGACCUCGUCGACCAGGAAUGCUGGGGCACGAUAAAAGGAGAUCAAUCAAAUACAAACAUCUAUAUUCGUGUGAGGAUUCUGAAACAGGCAAGAAUGUUCCAUCCUCACAAGAGAGAAAUGAUUCAAGCAUUCUCAGUCCAAUCUAUCACAGCUCACAAGAAGAAACGGAGCAAGGUUUUACAUCACAGGAAACAGAAUUAGUUGGUUCAAUAUCCAAGGAAGACCACAAGGUUGAUGAGAUUUUGGAUCAACUGCUUUCUUAUAAUUGUGAAGACCUUGAUGGAGAUGGAGUAUUGAAUAUUUUGCAAGAGCACUUGCAGAUUAAACCAGUUGAACUGGAAAAAUUACAGCUUCCAGAUUUCCAAGAGAUCCCAAAGAUAGAUUUGAAAUCUUCGAGAAGCGGGAAGUUGCCAACGCGGAGUCGUGUCUUAUUAGACGUAGAAAAUAUACUAAAAGGACUAAGCAGUAAAACACCUACUAAGCACGGACCGGGCGCAGAAAGUCCUUUUUCUUAUGGAGCUUCUCCAACCCCACCAAAGAGUCCAUUUGCUUCAUUUUUAUUGGUACAUCAGGAAAUUUUGCGCUCAAGUCUAUCAAAUGAUCGAUUUUCUGCUCAUGAUAUCGAUCAGCCAGUUAGAAGUUCUUCUUUCAUUGAGAGCAUAAACAAAGAAAUUGAUUUUGCUGAUGAAAGAAGGCAGUCUGAAGAGACCGUCUUUGAAAAGGACGACAAUGUUGAAGUUGCUGUGAUUGAUACAAGUAAACAAGAUGGGGCUCUUAACGUGGGCUCAAGUGCAUCUCAUGUUCCUGUGGAUGAUAACAUAAUGAACAAUGAUAUGGUUAAUUCGGUCAUGAAUGAUAGAGCAUGUGAGCGUGACGCUAAUGGGGAUGCUCAAGCAGAUAGAACUAAUGUCGAGGACAAGGUACAGGUGGAAGACGCAGUGCAGGAAACACUGCUUCCGGCACAAUCUGGUAUCGAGAUGUUGAACUUGGCUUUGGAUAAUUCAAACAAGCAGAGUCACUUAGGACUGGGCGCAGAAAGUCCUUUUUCUUAUGGAGCUUCUCCAACCCCACCAAAGAGUCCGUUUGCUUCAUUUUUAUUGCUAAAUCAGAAAAAUUUGCGCUCAAGUCUAUCAAAUGAUCGAUUUUCUGCUCAUGAUAUUGACCAGCCAGUUAGAAGUUUUUCUUUCAUUGAGAGCAUAAACAAAGAAAUUGAUUUUGCUGAUGAAAGAAGGCAGUCUGAAGAGACCAUCUUUGAAAAGGACGACAAUGUUGAAGUUGCCAUGACUGAUACAAGUAAACAAGAUGGGGCUCUUAACGUGGGCUCAAAUGCAUCUUAUGUUCCUGUGGAUGGUAACAUAAUGAACAAUGAUAUGGAUAAUUCGGUCAUGAAUGAUAGAGCAUGUGAGCAUGACGCCAAUGGGGAUGCUCAAGCAAAUAGAACUAAUGUCGAGGACAAGGUACAGGUGGAAGAUGCAGUGCAGGGAACACUGCUUCCGGCACAAUCUGGUCUUGAGAUGAUGGACUUAGCUUUGGAUAAUUCAAACAAGCAGAGUCAUUUAGACGAACCAAGUACAGCUUCAAUUCAUGACCAAGAGGAUAGGAACCCCGAAAUCCCUGAUAAUGAUUCAGAACAAGAUUCUGAGAUGGAGGAAGAACAUCCCAAUAUGCCAUUGGAUAAGAAUCACAAAGCGACAACACAAUCACAGAAAUCGCGCAAGAGAAGAAAGAGUUCUCAGGGGAAAAGCCUCGGAGGGGCUGGUACACAUUGGGAGUCUGGGGUAAGGCGAAGCACCAGGAUCAGGUGCAGACCUUUGGAGUAUUGGAAAGGGGAGAGAUUAUUAUAUGGACGUAUACACAGGACUCUUCCAACAGUUAUAGGUUUGAAGUACGCUUCCCCGGGAAAGGGCAAUGGGGCUCUCACUUUGAAGUCCUACGUUUCUGCCGAACACCAAGACCUUGUUGAACUAGCUGGUCUUCAUUGAGACUGCUGUAUCUGUAUGGUUGAAGGAUGUCAUAUCACUCUCUGACUUACUUUCUCGGAUCAUGCACUAUCCUUCUAACCAUUUUCUGUUUCAGAACCAAGUCUUUGUACAGGGGAAGUACGUCUUGAUAAAUGACUUGUUUCAUUCAGAAUAACUUGGUAGAAUUACGUUACAAAAAUGCUUCUCAUUGUAAAAUGUACUCUUACUACUUUCAGCACCAACCAAAAAAAAAAAAAAAAAAAAAAAGGUGCUCUACUACUUCGUCUUCAUUUUGCUGCGAUGAAGAUAUGGUUCACUCUUGCAA